AUGUGCCAUGGCCGCCAGUUUCCUAACAUCCGGAGGGUCUACAGAGGAAUGGACUGCCCGGGUGGUGAUCAGGGAGGGCUGGGGCAUGGACUUCGCCGGUCGAGAGCAUGCCGGACCACCCUGCCAGAGGCUCCGCACAGCCUUGAGCUGGAGGCGCAAGGCCAAGGAACUGCCCAUGGCUAG
This is a messenger RNA of Auxenochlorella protothecoides, 183 nucleotides long. RefSeq lists its product as hypothetical. The transcript has a single exon. The record is from RefSeq and is a predicted model, not a curated record. Bases 1 to 183 code for a protein of 60 amino acids. NCBI's taxonomy places the organism in Eukaryota, Viridiplantae, Chlorophyta, Trebouxiophyceae, Chlorellales, Chlorellaceae.